CGGCUAGUACUGGUUCAACCGUCGAUCAGUGAUCGUCAUUCUGUCUCACUCUCGGUAGUUGCCCAGUUUCAAGGGAUGUGUUGAAGAUUGUGGUUAGGGGCACACACAGCAUCUCUGCUCCUUCUCUAAGGACCCACGGGGAGAUGUCCGGUCCUAUCGCCUUUGAGAAGUGCAGUAGAGGUGAUGGCACGGGUCUGUGUUGUGGGGGCGGGUGUGGUAGGACUGACCACAGCCACACAGCUGCAGAAGGCGCUGCCACCAGGUUCUACAGUUACUAUCAUCGCUGACAAGUUCCUAAAGGAAACCACUAGUGACGGGGCUGCAGGAAUUUUCAGACCAGGACUACAGUUCCAGGGAGACUCCCCAGAGGUUACCAGACGAUGGCUUCAAGACUCCUUCAACUUCUACAAGAGCAUCCUAAACAGUCAAGAUGCUGCGAGUGCAGGUGUCAAGCUCAUCUCCGGCUUUCACUUCUCCUCUAAGUAUCCCAAGAUCGUCUGGAACUCCCUGCUGCUGCCCAUAUUAGAGGAAUACCGCUCCUGCACCGAGGAAGAACUAAGCUUCUACCGCCAUAAGUAUGGUACCUUCAUGACCACUAUACUGACGGAGUGCCGACGCUACCUUCCCUAUCUCACAGACAAGUUCACACGUCAGGGAGGACGUAUUGAGAAGAGACACUUGAAGACCUUGGAGGAACUGGUUGGUCACUAUGACAUUGUAUGUAACUGCUCGGGGUUCGGUGCCAAGGAUCUGGUCGGUGACGAGUUAGUCACACCCAUACGUGGUCAGAUUUACAAGGUGCGUGCGCCUUGGAUCAAAAACUUCUACUAUGUGGACUAUGACAUGUAUAUAGUGCCUGGGUUUGAGUACAUCACGCUGGGCGGCACCAGACAGUUUGAUUCAUACAUAGAGGAGACGAACAAGUACGACUCCAUGGCCAUCUGGGAGCGGUGCCUGGCACUCAUUCCAAGUCUCAAGGAUGCCCAAGUUGUGCAGGAGUGGGUGGGAUGGCGACCUUACAGACCAGCAGUAAGAGUCGAGGAAGAAUUUCUGACCUUUGACAGCGGCAGGAGUCUGAAAGUGGUGCAUAACUAUGGUCAUGGCGGCUAUGGGGUAAUGACAGCUCCAGGAACCUCCAUACAUGCAGUCAAACUGGUCAUGAAGAUGUUACCCUCGGCAUUGUCCAAGCUCUGAGCUUGCAUGUGAACCUUCUGAGAACUCAUAUUUUUAUUAUGAGGGCCCAUGUUUAAGCUGUAAGAGUCCAUACGUUAACUGUGAUCACUUACGACACUGCUAUUCAAAUCCAAAUUUUUAUUUCUCUUAUUACUGUUUACAUGUAAUAAAACUGUUAGGCGCAAAGGAACGCAAAUGUAUUUCGAGAAAACUAAUUGUAAUGAUUAAAGACUACUUAAGAAUUAAACAUAGACUAUUUGUAAAUAGAUAUAUUACUGAGUACUUUGCUUUUAUUUGCCAGAAUUUGCAAAUUUGUGUAAAUGUCUAAUUACAGAGCCUACCUAUAUCCAACCAUUUUCUUGCGUUUACCUUUCUGUCUGUUAUCUAUCCCUCUUAGAAGUAUAUUGAAUGUAGACAGCCUGUACUGUCUGCACAGACAGCCCAUGCUGUCUGCCAGCUUAGUUCAUAUUUCGCACCAUGCUGGUGCUGCCACCUAUAGGCCUUGCCACUUCAGUAUGCCCAGACUUGCCUCGCUCUCACUCACACAGCGGCCUAGCAGGAAGACACAAGGCCUCCCAGCUCUCUCUCGUGGGCAUGGCCCUGCCCAGGCCUUGGGCACAAACACACAAGCCUGUGUACCCACCACAACAUUAACAAUAAACAAAGAAGCCUCCGAGGAAGACGUAUCAUUUAACAACCUGCUUGCAGCACCUACCAAAUAAUCUUAUAAAUGGUACCAGCGGUGGUCGCAGCAGUGUGUUUGCCCAAAGCGAGGAAGGAAGAGGGAUGAAGUCAUCUUCACUUCAUCAUCCCAUGCAAGAAGCAUCCGUCUCUCAACGAGUUAUCCUGAUGUCGUGUCUGCACGUUUCAGCAUCCAGACACAGGUACAAGCAGGAUCCAGCCGAAAUUUGCCGAAUUUCUUCGAGAAUUGUGAGUGGCGUCCCAGUGACUCCACGCUACAGUGUCCCACGCUGUUUCUGAAGUCACAUGUUCAGCGUCACUUGUAUGUUGUUGUUGUUGUUGUUGUUCAGCUCAGCACAGUCGUUUCAGCAAGCCAGAGGUGAGUUUUGUGGUGAUUUCUGCGUCCAGUGUGAGUUCUCUACGUAUUUGUGGGUGGGGGAGGAGAGGAGAGGAAGUGGCUGUUCCUCACCUUGCCCAUGCUCACCCUACUCACGCUCACCCGUCUACCAUACACCACUCACCACUGCCCACUCUGUCUGCUGUGUUUUCUGCUGUUUUCCAUAUGAAUUCAUUGCCAGAGCUGUGUAUCCGAGUGCCCGAGGCCACUCGAAGCUACGUGGAUCAGCAUGCCACGUAGAUCACGACACCAUGUGGAUCACGACGCCACGUGGGUGUGGGCAAUGUCACGUAGACCUACGAGCUACAUGAGUUACCAGAUGUCCCAGGCCACAUGCUGUGGUCUGCUGCCUGCAUCACAUUGACGUCUCCCAUGAUGCUGCCCAACUUCAUGACGUCACGAUGUCUGCUGACGUCACCUCACGAUGUCUGCCUGACAUCACUUCGAGAUGUCUGCUGACAUCACCUCGCGACAUCACGCCUGACAUCACAUGAUGUCACCAUCGAGUGUUCAGUAAUUAUUUCAGUAUUGUCGAGAAGAUUGAGAGAAGAUAUAUGUCGUGUUAAUUAAUUCCUCUCAGUCAGUGUUCUCACAUUUUAGUAUAUGUCUUAGUGUCAGUUUUGUGCACAGAAAAGCAUCAUUUGCUAGUUUAAGCCGCGGUGUGUGUAAAGUUUCCGUGUGUCCAGUAAGGUCUGAGCCAGACCUGAGUAGCACCACUGUGUUAAGUCACCCGUGUGACUAGUGUGUUUGACAGCUAUCAGACAUCCCUGAGUGACCGAGCCCUCUUGUACAGAAAGCUUUUAUGCUCGUCGCUCGUGAUGUUCUGCAGAAUCGUACCUGCUACGAUUCCCAUCGAGAUUUGUUUCACUUCACCUCCAAACCUUCAGAGUGCAGUUAUAUGUAGAGAAACAAGUCUGGGGACGCUUAGACUAACCUCUGCUAUAACUCCAACUGUCGAGAGAUGAUACUCGCCAAGCCGCAGUCAGCCCUGUCGGCAGGCGCUGUGUCAGCCUCGUGUCACAAGCUUCAGUGAGCAGCCUGCACAAAGAUGUCACUUUGACUGCUAGCUCUCUCACUGCAGUCUGGUGUAUGAUGUUACGACUCCCAGAUGUUUCGCCCAGUCGUCUCUGCCACGACUCGCUCCACAACUCGCUCCAUGCUCGCCGGCAGUGACAGCCCAGCGACAGUACCAGUCGAGAAGUGUCCUCCUGAGUCGCUUGCCAGAAGUCCUGCCCAGUUGCUGAGUUUUGUUGACGCCUCACUCGAGGGCACCAGCAUGUCGUGCCCCAGGUUGAGUGAAACCUGCAGCGACUCUUACGAUGACUGCUUCACCGUUCCAGAGGAGACCGUACCCUGUUACGUCACAGCUCAGCCACAGCGAUGUCUCCUGUGUUGCAGUAUCUGUCCAGACGCAGGAAGGCGUGCAGUGAUGCCCAUCGACGCUCAUUGCCUUUGACCACGAUGUUUAGCACACCCACAUAUUUUUUCUUCCCUCCCUGUAGGAAGUUUUUUUUUCCAUGUCCAUAUGUAUACAUAUGUUUUUAUUUUGUGUUCUGUGCCCUGUUCCUACGAGAGAGAGACCGAGUUUCUUUUACUACCAGUAUUGUCGCGUCGGGACGACGCGUGGUAGGUGGCCAAGCGUAUGUAGACAGCCUGUACUGUCUGCACAGACAGCCCAUGCUGUCUGCCAGCUUAGUUCAUAUUUCGCAUCAUGCUGGUGCUGCCACCUAUAGGCCUUGCCACUUCAGUAUGCCCAGACUUGCCUCCCCCUCACUCUCACAGCAGCCUAGGGCAUGGCCCUGCCUCGGCCAUGGGCACAACACAAGCCUGUGUACCCACCACGACUUAAUAAUAAAGUAAGAAGCCUCCGAAGACGUAUCAUUCACACCCCGCUACCAGAAUACCAAAUAAUCUCCUUAUAUGAAAUACAAUUUAGAGUAUCAUUAAACAUUGUUUUAGCGACAUGGUAUACUGAUGAAUAAAAUUUAUCUUCAGAAGAGGAUAAAUUUACUUAAUUUCUGCAUUAUAGGUAUCGAGAUAAAUAUGAAAUUUAAUUUUAUUUUUUUUCCAUAUCCUAUUAUGUCAUGCUACUAUGGCCCAUGUACAAUCUAGCUGGGACAGCCCUAUUGUAGAAAAGACUUCUGAAACGAUGAUAAAGCUUGGAAAAGGAUCAAGUGCACUUCUAGGCUGUGACUUGACUGCGCUGGUGAUUUUCUUUUAACAGUUCCUGUCUCCAUAACUGGCACACAUUUUAAUCUGCAGACUGCAUUGCAGUGGUUCACCAUAUUUCUGUCCCUAUCCACACUAAGUAUAAGUGCAUUUGCAGUAAAUUGGUAGCUGAGCAAUAUAAUCUGGUGUGAACCGUGCAAGUGCCAAGAUAUGGGAUAUUAGACAAUGAAGUUAACAAGAUCAAGAGAAGUCUUGCUACAGUCCAGUGUCCGGUCGAGAGGACCUCGAUCUUUACUGUCCAGCAUGCUAGGUAGCCUACCAGCCGGCCAGAUAUGCCUGACAACAGAUAUCCAGAUAAUAAUAUUUUAUUUUGAUAUGAUACAUGUUUGUACAAAGGAAUAUAAUAGUUGGGUGAACAUACCAAAAGCCCCUUUGUAUGCAGAGCAUUUCGGGCAAACUUAAGAUUAAUAAGGCAAUAACAUUUGGUCAUUAGAUGAGUUACAAUGAAUACAAGAGAAAUGAGUAUUCUACCCACCCAGAUAUGUCUGCCAGACACCCAGUUAUGUCUGCCAGACACCCAGAUAUGUCUGCCAACCCCCAAAUGGGAUCACAUAUCUAGAAUAGUAGCUACGGUACCCCGUGACCUGGUGGCAAAAACUCUCGCUUCACACGGUGAUGGUCCGGGUUCAAUUCCCGGCGAAGGAGUGGAAACAUUGGACGUGUUUCCUACACCGGUUGUCUAUGUUCAUCCAUCAGUAAAAUGGGAACCUGGGUGUUAGUCGACUGGUGCAGGUCGCAUCCUGGGACAAAACUGACCUAAUUUGCCCGAAGUGCUCUGCAUAACAAGUGGCUUUCUAUACAGUAGUAUGUCAUUGAUGUCAGCUAGGCCUGUAUACCCUUACAUGUACUUGUAGUAAAUAAAGAUAUUAUUGUUA
Cherax quadricarinatus is the source of this 5355-nucleotide messenger RNA. RefSeq names its product D-aspartate oxidase. Gene Ontology annotation, cellular component: cytoplasm. Gene Ontology annotation, biological process: D-amino acid catabolic process. The record is from RefSeq and is a predicted model, not a curated record. NCBI's taxonomy places the organism in Eukaryota, Metazoa, Arthropoda, Malacostraca, Decapoda, Parastacidae. Gene Ontology annotation, molecular function: D-amino-acid oxidase activity; FAD binding.